AGCACUAGAAGAAGAAGGCCGUCAGUCAGUCUCUUUCUCAAAUGGACUUCUCUUCUUCCUCUUCUUCUUCUUCCUCUUCUACCCCUCCCGAAAAAAAGACACGAAGAAAAUCUUCCCAAGAUACCCCUGGCCGAUUCCUCGGCGUCCGCCGCAGGCCUUGGGGCCGGUACGCUGCCGAGAUACGCGACCCCACCACCAAAGAGCGCCACUGGCUCGGCACCUUCGACACCGCCGAGGAAGCCGCCCUGGCGUACGAUAGAGCCGCACGCUCCAUGCGCGGCACACGUGCGCGAACCAACUUCGCCUACCCCGACAUGCCACCUGGCUCCUCCCUCACUCCCAUCCUCUCCCCCGACGAGUCCGUGCAGAACCUCUUCCCCCCCGCCGGAUGUCAGUUUCCCGGCGCCGGCUGUCACUUUUCCGGCGGUGAGCAGUGGUUUCAGACGGCACUUCCCGACCAACCCAUCUUCAAUUCCACCGAAGUCUAUGGUGGAGCCCACAUUGUGGAUAGGACGGAGCUGCCUCCCCUGCCUCAGUCUCAAACCGCCACGACUGUUCCGUCUGGCGUUUCGGAAGUUACUGGGUGUCUCGGUUCGACCGUAACGGAUCCGACACGUGAGGUGGGAAGUGGUGGUUGGUGCGAUCCACAAGAGCUUUACACGUCCUCGGUGCAGACGGGCGGGUACGAGUCGUUUUUCGGUGUCGGAAGCGAGGAGUAUCUGCACAGCCCGCUUUUCGGCCACAUGCCGCCCGCUACCGAUACGUAUCCUAACGUAACGGAUGGGUUUGAUUUGGGCUCGUCUUCUUAUUUCUUUUAAUGGGUUUUUCGCAAGGAGCUGUUUCGGAGAGGUUUGAGUGGUUAGAGAUGGGUUGUCACGUGACGUGCAUGUGCGAGAGUUUGUGACGUUUCGCUGCAUUUCGGGUUUUUUUGUUUCUCGUUUUUUCUUUUUUUCUUCUAUGAAUGUAUUUCUGCAAUAUCUUCUCACGAUUGAAUCUCAAUCUAUUCCGCUCUUUUGAAUU
This is a messenger RNA of Magnolia sinica, 1020 nucleotides long. Its product is annotated as ethylene-responsive transcription factor LEP-like. Bases 42 to 818 code for a protein of 258 amino acids. Gene Ontology annotation, molecular function: DNA binding; DNA-binding transcription factor activity. The transcript has a single exon. The record is from RefSeq and is a predicted model, not a curated record. NCBI's taxonomy places the organism in Eukaryota, Viridiplantae, Streptophyta, Magnoliopsida, Magnoliales, Magnoliaceae. Gene Ontology annotation, biological process: regulation of DNA-templated transcription.